UCCUGCUCUCGAGGAGAAAUUCGAUGCACGUUAUCAUCUCUAGGCUCCGUGCUUCCGUCUACCAUUUCAAAUUCCGAAGCCUGUGCUUUGAAAAAUGCACAAGCCAGAGGCGGAGACCCCGCAGAAUGGCUUCAGAUCCCAGGACAGAAGCACGGGCGGGCCUGGAGUCUCUUGCUGGCUUCAUGGGGUCGGUCAAACCUCCCACUUCACCUCCAGUCCUGAGGGCUUCUCAGCCAGGGCUUCCAGAGCGUCUGCUGGACUUUGGUCCACGAGAAGAGUUCAGCAUAGACAGGGCUCACUGCACACAGAGCAACUGGCUUGCUGUGAUGUGUUUCUUUAAUAACGGGAGCACCUGCACUGGAAUUCAGGUGGCCAAAACGUCUGGAGACAUAGUGACAGCUUUCCCUCCCUGCACCGUAUCAAGUCAUUCCGCAUCGAUGGGGCUUCACUCCAGUGAAGUCUCUGGUCAAGCUUGGGAACUGGACACUGCUCCUGUCUCUGUAGACCCAGCUGCUCCUCUGCUCCAUCGUGGCCAGCUCCAGGUGCAUGGAGAAAUUAAUGAGGUGUGUGGAACAAGGAUGGGAGAGGUCAAGUUCUCCGUUACUGCUGACACAACUGCCGAGAGAGGCCACAGAGGGGAACUAGCUAUAAGGAAAGAGACUCGGACCAGAAAGCAAGGUUACUUCAUCAAUGCGUGGUUCUGCACAUCUGGAAAGAGGCCAAAGCCCAGCCUAUAGACUAUGACCCGAGUUCCUGCAAAGAUGAGGGCUUGGGGCAAAGGCCGUCCUGAAGUGGACAGCUGCCUCUGAACAGUGACACCUAGGUCAUUUCUCCUCUCCUCUCCUGUCUUGUCUUCUCCUCCUUUCCAUUUCUCUCCCCUCCUUCCUUUUCUCCUCCCCUCCUCUCUGUUCUCCUCUCUCUACUUCUUCCCUCUCCUCCUCAAUUCCCUGUUCCUCCUCCCCUCUGCUCUCCUCAUUAUCUACCUCUCUUGUGCUUUCUCCCUCUUGUCCGUCCCCUCUUUCUUUCUCUUCUCUUCCUUUCUUUUAAUCUUUUCUCUUUCCUCCCUUAUCUCCCACUUUUAUCUUUUGCUUUAUCUCUUUUUCUCAGUAUCUUCCUCCCUCUCCCUGAUUCUCUUAUCCCAUACUGUUAAACAAUUAUUACACAAACAUGCUUUUUUUUCCCCUUCAAAUCUUACAAGAUUCCUAAGAAGCAGCUAUCUGAUAACUUCUCUCUAGGCUUCUGUUUAUCUGAAAGUAAAAUAAAGGGCUAAAGGGAAGGCUCAGUGUUUAAGCGCACCGGCUGCUCUUGCAGAGGACCCAGGUUCAGUUCCCAGAACCCACAUGGUGACUCACAAGCUCCUGUAAUUACAUAUCCAGAGGACCCCACACCAUUCUCUGACCUCCUGAAGUACCAGGCACUCGGGGGAUGCACAUACGUGCACGCAAACACUUAUGCACGGAAUGUAAAUAAAGUAAAAAUCUUCGCAAGUAAAAUAAAGUUUGGCAAAA
Messenger RNA from Meriones unguiculatus (Mongolian gerbil), 1508 nucleotides. RefSeq lists its product as uncharacterized. The transcript is spliced from 2 exons. NCBI's taxonomy places the organism in Eukaryota, Metazoa, Chordata, Mammalia, Rodentia, Muridae. The record is from RefSeq and is a predicted model, not a curated record. Bases 24 to 737 code for a protein of 237 amino acids.